Molecule: messenger RNA, 2136 nt
Organism: Haemonchus placei
Lineage: Eukaryota; Metazoa; Nematoda; Chromadorea; Rhabditida; Trichostrongylidae
Source: the annotation of a GenBank genome assembly
AUGCUCCCAGAAAAGGGUGACAAUAUCUCUGUCUACCAGCAACUGGUAAUUGAUAGAUCUCUCGCUUUGAGCGAUUUCUUCGAGAUGAAGAGGCCACUCCUACUAUCUCAGUCAGAAGAUGUGAGGGAUACGGCGUUUUCUGAGUUAGUGGAUCUUAUCUGUUCGUUCCCGGACGACUUUCUUUCCGAAGAACAAGAACUCAGUGCUAUGGGAUCGGAUUUUGUUCUGUCCUUCAUCAAAUCUGUAGGAGGUGAGCGGCAUCCUCGAUGCCUUCCUCAAGUCUUCCGGAUGUUCGUCAUCGUUGCGCGAUCUUUUCAACUUGGACCACUUGUGGAAGAUCUCUUCGAAGUGGUUGCGUGUUACUUCCCAGUUGAAUUCAAACAGCCUUCAGGCGACUCUCCAAUCACGCAGGAACUACUUGCUCAAGGAUGUUUACAAUGUUUGACAGCUCACCCGCAUUUCGGUCCCUUUUGUUAUAUGCUUAUCGAGGAGAAAUUCACAGACGACGACAGCACUAUUGAGCAAAAGCAUGACACCUGUGAAUUACUGGCUGAAGCUGCUCGUGUUUUUCAACCAGAAGAUAUUGUAGGACAUUUAGAGGUGAUUCUGGGAGGGCUCAGUGCAGUUGGACUGGAUCCUAAAUCCAAAACACCUGAAUGUGUUCCUCGGGCUUUAGCGGCCAUCACACGCGCACUGAGUAAAAGCAGCACAGAUUCGGUCCUGAAACUUGGCUCUCAACUCAUCGAAAAUCUUGAACCCUUCGUUCUUCAAGCAGAAAUGGGUCUCACGCAACGAGCACUGAGUUUGUUGCGUUGCGCUUCGAGUGAAGGACCAGUCAUUCGAAGCAUGAUCUACGACAGAGUGAUUCCUUGGAUUCUUAUGCUUGUUCAGGGCGAUGUCGUGAAUGUGAAGGCGAACAGGCUGGAAAUUUUACAAGAGGGACUACUCGCCCUGACUACUUGGACAAAGGAAAUCCAUGACAAAGGAUGUGGUUGAACUGCUUUUCUUCAUCUAGUAGGUGUACUUGCCGAGAAGGAUUGGGUAUUCGUUCGCAGUGCGGUCUUGAAAGAGUGCGAAUGGUCGGAAUUCAACGGUUUUUCUCUCAUAUGUGCAGCCGUUCAUGAUGAAUCUUCCUUUGAUGAAAUGGAGUCAGAUAUUAUGCGCUUCAUGUCUGAAUACCCGAGUUAUGAAGUGUUCAACGUCUACCUCCAGAUGGCAACGAGACUGUCCGCAGUGACUCCUACUUUGCUUCCUCGCCUCGUUGAUCACUUUCGAUCAGUAGCAUACAAGAUGGUCUCGCCUUCGAAUGAAGUGGUUGGUACUUUUGCUGAAACUAUGCAAUCUCUUGGACUACUUAUGAAUAAAGAAAGUCAUGCAGUGCUUACUGAGAAAAUUGUCAGUACCUUGGAAUCUCCUCAACUAUUGGACAUGUUCUGCCUUUUCAUUCUUCAGUCACAGGACCCAGUUGUGAUGAGGCGCGUUUUGGCGUUGCCUGUCUGUGGAGUUCAAUCUGCGUGCCGUUUAUGUACAGGCAUUGCCAAUCACGAGAAAGACGUUGGUGGCGUGCUCUCAUUGAAAACAGAGGUUCCCUACGACAUCGACUGUGCGUUAGCAAAGGGACUGCUGCUAUGUGGAAAAAAAGAAGGCCUCGCGCUUUUUGAAGAGCUGCUCGCCCGUUUUUAUUGUGAAAGCGUAGCUAAUAGAGAGGAGCUUCAUGAUAAACUCAAGGAUCUACUCGACUUUGAUAGCCCUGCGAACAAUCCUGAACGUUGUCUUUUCCACACUACGUUCUUAUGGAGACAAAGGGUGACCAGUCAGUUGAGCAGAAUCUAUGUAACUGCUGUCAAAUCUGCGGAUGAAGCUGGUAAGAAGCAUCUGAUGCGAUUACUCCCAUCUAUUCUGGGACCAUCAAUCCGGCAUCACUCACUUGAACAACAACUUGACGAGUUUCUCCCUGUCUUUCUUGUGGCUCUCUCAGAAAGUCAGAAAGCACGUCGCGAGGUUAUUUCGGUUUUACCGAAAUUCAUCUCUGCUCUGCCUCCGGAUAAAAUCCAGCCUGUUCAAGCCCGCACUAUCGUCGAAUCUCUCACUCGAGUAUUGUUGGUGGAAAUGGCUCCGAUGGUAGGCGCUUUUUGA